This is a messenger RNA of Malania oleifera, 991 nucleotides long. RefSeq lists its product as uncharacterized. The coding region runs from base 457 to 876 and encodes 139 amino acids. Lineage: Eukaryota; Viridiplantae; Streptophyta; Magnoliopsida; Santalales; Ximeniaceae. The record is from RefSeq and is a predicted model, not a curated record. The transcript has 2 exons.
GCCCCCCCCCACCCCCCCACACGCAAAGCUGAAAGCAUCCUCGCGGCAUCGCCCGCUCCCAGCAGCCGUCGUCCCAGGCCAUUGCCCAUCCUCACCGUCGCCCGGCCCACUCGCCACCAUAGUCCUAAAGAUAUCCUAAGCCCCGCAGACAAGCACCGUCUCCCACUUCCAGCAGCCGCCCUCUCACGUUCCAAGCCCUCGCAAAUUCGACGGAACAUAGACCAACGAUAGCCUUGGAGCAUGAGCAUAGGGGCUGCUGCCCCAAACCAGAUUUGGGUUUGAAGAUCUUGAUUGGAACUGAAGGCUGGCACCCUAGACCGGAUUUGGAUUUUUGAUUACAGUUUUGUGGUUGUUGAUUUAUAUAUUUUGAACUUUGUCUUUAAUUGUAGAUGCAACUUGGAAACUCUGACAGGAAAUAUAGGUAAAGGAAACCCAAGCAGAAGUUAUAUAAUAGGUAUGGCAGGCACGAUUGUUACUUUCCCCUUCAGCUCAGUCUAUGUAAACAGAGGCAGCAGGUAUAAAAAGUUAAAUGGACAAUCUCAUGCUAUUGGGGCGAUGAGGACAGAGAAACCCCUGGAAGAACUGUACAACGUGAAAGUGGAACGGAAAGUGUCACGAGAACGACUGGCAGAGCUCGGGGUCUCGCGAUGGUCGAUAUGGAAGACUGGCAAGUCCCAGUUGCCCUGGGAUUGGCAUGUCGACCAGUUGGUUUACAUUGAGGAAGGGGAGGUGAGGGUAGUGCCUGAAGGGAGCAGACGAUAUAUGAGCUUUGUGGCAGGAGACCUUGUUCGUUACCCAAAGUGGUUCGAGGCUGACCUCUACUUCAAUGGCCCUUACCAAGAGCGGUAUAGUUUCCGGGCGUAUGGGGAUGACUAGGACUCCCUGCAUGUUGGGUUUUGUCUAGUACUGUAUUUGGGUUCUACAUUUUCUUCCUCCUUAUUGAUCUCAGUUGUGCACUUGCAUGCAUUUAAAUAAUUAUAUUCUUCCAAAA